CAGCAGAUCAGUACCAGAAUGGUUGUGCUGUCUAAAGAAUAUGGGUAUGUGGUUCUCACUGGUGUUGCCAGCAUGGUCAUGGUUGCCCACCUCGCCGUGAAAGUUGGCAAAGCUCGCAAGAAGUACAAGAUAAAUGUGAGUUGCCCUGGACCUGGCCCACUGUGUGUCGGCCAAUGAAUCAUCUAAAGCUUAAACCAGGCUAUAAAAACUCAGGAUGGAUCCCCUGAUCUUCUCUUCUAUGUUGGACAGUACCCUCAGAUGUACAGCAAUGAUCCAGACUCUGGAAAUAUCUUCAACUGCAUCCAGCGGGCCCAUCAGAACACGUAUGUUCUAUGUAGUAUGAACAAUUAGUAUGUACUUCACAGAUGCAGCAGAGGAAACAUCCAGAUGUUUGUUAUAAAAACCGAACAUUUCUUGUUGUAAUAUUAGGUCAAAGUUAAUAUGUUUUUCUUUACAGCCUGGAGAGCUACCCUGCUUUCCUCUUCUGUCUGGCCAUUGGUGGUCUGCAUAGUCCUGUGAGUUCCACCAUUUAUUCAUUUACUAUAUAUGUUAGAUUUGCGUACCAUGCAUCCCAGACUUUACAGCUAGUUAAUCAGAGUACUGUAUAAAGACACUCAUCUGGAUUCCCUUUUAUUAAGACAUUAAGACUCUUUAAGAGUCUUCUGUUUAACAGGAGCCUUGUGUGUUACAGCGCCUAGUCAGUGGACUUGGAAUGACAUGGGUUAUAAGCAGGGAGAUCUAUGCAUACGGAUACUCCACUGGAGGUAAGACAACUGAUAAAUAUGCUUAUAAUACAAUCAUUUAUUAAAACAAUAUUGCAGCCUUUACUCAAGGGUUUUGUUCUAUGUAUUCCUUCCAGAUCCUAAAAAAAGGAUGCCAGGGUUAUCCGGGAACAUUGCUCUGCUGGGCAUGAUUCUGACCGUAGCCAACUUUGGCAGAACGCUGUUAGGCUGUGUUGACUGGGUGAGGCCUGGGAUGAGACCAGGGAUGAGGUUCUCAGCUGCCAUUCCUGCUACCAUUCCUCAAUGA
Coregonus sp. 'balchen' is the source of this 1029-nucleotide messenger RNA. The record is from the annotation of a GenBank genome assembly. NCBI's taxonomy places the organism in Eukaryota, Metazoa, Chordata, Actinopteri, Salmoniformes, Salmonidae.